AACAAUUGAACACAAGCAACAACCACAAAACAACAGCAACAACAACAACACGGAUCAAUACCAAAGAUGGAGGCGAAAUUCUUGGCUAGCGCUCUUUCAUUCCUCUCGAUAUUUUUAGCGAUUUAUGCUCAAUCAGUUGGGCCAGAUUCCUUGGUGCCAAAUUAUGACCAUGUGGAGCGUCAAAUGAAAUUCUACGAUAUUCGAUCGCCGCUGGUGCUCAGCUGCAAUGUGAGAAAUGUGGAUUCCACUGAUCCGCUCAUAUGGAAAAAGGAUGGCGUCAAUGUGACGGAUGAUACAGAUCUGAGAGGUCGCUUCCGGCUGAUCAAUGCCGAGAGAAAGUUCAUCAUCGAUAGGGCGGAAGAAAGGGAUCAUGGCCUCUAUAGCUGUGAGUUCAAAGGCGCGUCCAAAGAUAUACAUGUGAUUGCUCGCAUUGUUGUACGAGUGCCUUCAAAUACGGGUGUUGUCGAGGGUGAGAAAAUGAUGAUCACCUGCGCGGUUGCUGGCAGCAAUCCCAAAUUGUCAUGGAGCUUUGUUUUACAUUCAGGCAAUUACUCACAAGUAGCAAAUAGCACAGGUCGUUAUAUACUGAAACCGGACGAGGAGAGCAAAGUGGAGAAUGCCAUUCUAAUGGUUGAGAAUGUAACAUUGGACGAUAGAGGCGAGUACAAGUGCCAUGGACGCAACGAGGCCAAUGAUUAUGGUGACAAUAGCACCGUUGCCACCGAUUUUACAACCGUUCGUGUUAAGGGUAAAUUCGCCGCCUUGUGGCCUUUCCUGGGCAUCUGUGCUGAGGUGCUGAUUCUCUGUUUGAUCAUUCUCAUCUAUGAGAAGCGACGCAACAAGAGCGAACUGGAGGAGAGUGAUACUGAUCCCCAAGAACAGAAAAAGAAAAGGAGAAAUUAUGAUUAAAAUUCCUAAAGACAGCCUCAAGAAACGAAAUAUUGCGCAUAUAAAUACAAAUUGAGAAGAAAGCAUUAUAUUAUAUACAUAAUAAACAUACAAUUAGCGAAAUGAGUGUUGUCACAGAACCCACCCCCCACCUUCUCUCUACCCCAUUCCCCCUACCCGUUCUUAAACCAUCAGUCCAAACCCUUGCUUCCCGUCCCCCAUUUCCUUUUAUACCCAUUCAACAUCUUAAAAUAUUGUAUGAAAGAACUUUGUUUAGUCA
This is a messenger RNA of Drosophila grimshawi, 1168 nucleotides long. It is a transcript of the gene Bsg, whose product is annotated as neuroplastin. The transcript has 7 exons. Gene Ontology annotation, cellular component: neuron projection. The record is from RefSeq and is a predicted model, not a curated record. The coding region runs from base 67 to 909 and encodes 280 amino acids. NCBI's taxonomy places the organism in Eukaryota, Metazoa, Arthropoda, Insecta, Diptera, Drosophilidae.